This is a messenger RNA of Diplodia corticola, 450 nucleotides long. RefSeq lists its product as uncharacterized. The transcript has a single exon. NCBI's taxonomy places the organism in Eukaryota, Fungi, Ascomycota, Dothideomycetes, Botryosphaeriales, Botryosphaeriaceae. The record is from RefSeq and is a predicted model, not a curated record. Bases 1 to 450 code for a protein of 149 amino acids.
AUGCAAGCCACCUCCCUCACGCGCCUCCACCCCCUCCACCCCCACGCCCUCCCGCUCUUCGUCUCCGUCACCCUCGCCGUCGACAAGCCCAUCCUCUUCGGAAACUCUUCCUCCUCCUCCUCCCUCUCAUCUUGGCGCUGGCCCCGCCACCACCCCCGCUCCCCUUCCACAACAAACCCGCCACACAAGCGUCCGGCCGCCCCCACCGUCCCUGCCGCCGUCUCUGCUAUCGCCACCGCCACUGCUGGCAACGCCCGCGCCACUUCGUUCCUCGUCGACGUCCGCGUCAUGCGAUCUGGCCGCCGCGGCCGGAGGGGUUUCGUGGUCGGAGUCGGAGUCGGAGUCUCGUUCGCCGCCGCCGCCGCCGCCGCGUUGGGCGGGAUGGAUGGCAGCGGGCGGGGUCUGAUGCCUUGUUGCGGCUGGGUGGGGGAGCGAGACUGGAGGGGUUGA